Messenger RNA from Aspergillus sclerotioniger CBS 115572, 2216 nucleotides. Its product is annotated as glycoside hydrolase family 76 protein. Gene Ontology annotation, molecular function: mannan endo-1,6-alpha-mannosidase activity. NCBI's taxonomy places the organism in Eukaryota, Fungi, Ascomycota, Eurotiomycetes, Eurotiales, Aspergillaceae. The transcript is spliced from 3 exons. The coding region runs from base 477 to 1859 and encodes 460 amino acids. Gene Ontology annotation, biological process: fungal-type cell wall biogenesis; carbohydrate catabolic process. The record is from RefSeq and is a predicted model, not a curated record.
CCUGCCCUUGGCACCACAAUGCGACCCCAUGGCUCGUACUCGGAAGGGGUCAUAGGGGCUGUGGUCCACUGCGACCCUGCUACCACCCUAGGUCGGGCUGGUACCACCGCGACCUGAUGCCGUCACUGCAGUCUCACCCUCCGAAAUCCCUUCUUGACCUUCCUUUGGGGUUCCAGUCCCAGUCCAUAUCCAGCCACCUCCCCGGCUGCUUUUUACCAUGUUGCAUGUCAUGUCAACAACCGCGACUUGACUGGUCAACAUUCCUCUGCCAACUCGGCUGGGAUCCCUGCACUCGUUGAAUCCCAGCGCAAGGUCGGACGUGAUUGAUCCCCUCAUUCUUUUCCCCUCCCCUCCCUGCCGCAUUCCGCCCAUCUCGGUCCGCCUUCGUCGGCCGGCCCUCUCCCACCUCUUCACGCGCAUCGAUGCUGCUGUCUCCUCUGUCUUUCACUUGAUACUCGCAUUCGCGUUUAUCGACGAUGAUCUCGCCCGGCUGGAUAUGGGCGGUCGUCCUGACUACCCUGGUCGCCUUCCUGGGAACUGUCACUGCUCUGCAGCUGGAUGUAAACGAUGAGCAAUCUAUCAAGAAUGCCGCCAGGACCACGGCCUACAAUAUGAUGAGCUACUACCAUGGCAACGAAUCGGGUCAAACGCCAGGGAAGCUCCCCGACACCUGGUGGGAAGGUGGUGCUAUGUUCAUGACGUUGAUUCAGUACUGGUACUGGACCGGGGACACCUCGUACAAUGAGGUUACCACGCAAGGAAUGCUCUGGCAGAAGGGCCAGAACGACUACUUCCCGGCCAACGACAGUAACUACCUAGGUAACGAUGACCAGGUCUUUUGGGGCCUGGCCGCUAUGACAGCUGCAGAACUGAACUAUCCUGAGGAUGAUGGCCAGCCAUCUUGGUUGUCGCUCGCUCAGGGUGUCUUCAACACCCAGGUUCCUCGAUGGGAUACCUCCAGCUGUCAAGGUGGGCUGCGAUGGCAGAUUUGGCCCUAUCAGGCCGGCUAUACCACCAAGAAUGCCAUCUCCAACGGCGGUUUGUUCCAACUCGCGGCUCGCCUUGGACGAUACACCAACAAUGAGACGUAUAGCAACUGGGCGGAGAAGAUCUGGGACUGGAGUGCGACAACCCCGCUGUUACAGACAAACGCCUGGUACAUUGCCGACACGACGACCACCGAGGCACAGUGCAAGGACCAUGGUGAUAUACAGUGGACGUACAACUAUGGAACCUACAUCAGUGGGGCUGCGUACAUGUAUAAUCUAACCAACGGUGCCGACAAAUGGAAGAAAGGACUCAAUGGGUUGCUUGCAAGUGCCUUCCAAAAGUUUUUCCCACAACAAUACGGCAGCAACGUCAUGUCGGAAAUCUCUUGUGAACCAAACAUGAUGUGCGAUCGGAACCAGGAUUGCUUCAAAGGGUUCUUAGCGUCCUGGUUGACCUUUACCACGACCAUUGCGCCCUACACUGCUGGCGAGAUUCUCCCCAAGAUUCAACAGUCAGCCCUGGCAGCGGCGAAGCAAUGUUCAGGCGGUGAUUCCGGCACUCAGUGUGGGCGGCGGUGGUACCAACCGCAGUGGGACGGCGAGACCUCGCUCGAGACAGAUAUGAGCGCCUUGAGCGUCUUCUCAUCCAGCAUGAUUACGCAUCAGAAUCAAGGUAACAGUCAGGGCCCGCUGACGUCGGACACCGGCGGCACCAGCAAGAGCGACCCUAAUGCGGGCACUGCUCCAAAGAGCUCACCCGACAAGCUGCCUGAUAUCACGACCGCAGAUCGCGCAGGCGCCUCGGUUCUUACUGUAGUAUUCAUCAGCGGCUGGCUUGCUUCCAUUGCCUGGCUGGUCUAUGGAGGUUGAGCCCCACCCGGGAUUUUGGUUUGCUUGAUAAUCUGUUCUGUACAUAUAAGUUGAGCCAUUAGAGGGCUACAGGUGGCUGCUAUAUUGGUUUAAUUGUUGUCUGGCUUGGUACUGUCUUCCCUUGGCUAAUCAAAACUGCUGGAUAGUGUAUCUCAUUUGUGUUAGUACCAGCCAGGGAGUUUCUUGGGAUGCAGGGGACAUUUGGAGUUGAGGUGCCUGGGACGCAGUCAUACUCCACGACCGGAGACAAUCCGGCGUUGUUAUUAUCAUUAUCAUUACCCUGCUGGCUUGUCACUUUUUGCAUGUCUAGCUUAACAUUCCAAAGAUAGCUGGAUGAGUUAGAUGCAUAUUGAGGAC